AAGCUCGUUCACAAACACAGCGAUAGGACAGACAGUUGAUCAGCAGGUGUAAUGAAAGCACAGUAACACUUAAACAUUUUCAAAUUGGCCUUGAUGUUUGGAUAGAAACACUGGCGCUGUUUGACCAUCAAUCAAAAAAUAAGUGGAGACGAUACUGGGUAUUUACGGGUUCAUUGGCAGGGUUGCCCGGCAUGCAGACGUGGUAAUGCCAAGAGCUGAAUCCGCUGUAAUGGACAACUCGUGUCAGGCCCUGUGCCGCACCUUAGUCACUCAAAAUGGCCUUCAGCCAGAGAAUGUGGACAUUUCACAGUCAGUACUAUACACAUCCAUCAUGGGACUUCUGCUGGUGACAGACAACGAGAGAGAGCUGCAACUGGGAAAUGGACAAGUUGGACUGCGCAACGUUGGAAAUACUUGUUUCCUCAAUGCGAUCGUGCAGUGUCUCUCUCACACUCGUAGCCUUCGGAGCUACUGUCUGAUGAGAACUUACCUUCAGGACAAGCGCUCCAAACAAGAACCUGUGCUUAUGAAUGAAUUCUCUAAAGUUUUGGCUGGCUUGUGGGAAUGUAAUGGUGGGGAAACCACAGUGAAUCCUGGGAAGUUUUAUCACGUGUUUAAAGAGUCAGUGCCUUAUUUCAGUGGCUAUAGUCAGCAAGAUGCUCAGGAGUUCUUGUGGUUCCUUCUGGACAGGCUACAUACAGAAAUUAACCGUCGUCCAUCCAAACGUCCUGCAGUUAUGGAAAUUAAGGAACCAACAUACACACGAUUCAGCAGGAUUUCAGAGGAGGCCUUUGCAAUGUGGCAGAGGCAUCUUGACAGGGAUGACAGUAAAAUUGUUGAUUUGUUCUCUGGUCAGCUGCGCAGUUCCUUACACUGUUCAGUCUGCUCCCAUUACUCCAACACCUUUGAUGUGUUUUGCGACCUGUCACUCCCCAUCCCAAAGAAGAGUGAUUAUGGACGAACUGUCACACUGAGAGAGUGUCUAGACCUCUUUUCACAAGAGGAAAAACUUGAUAAAGAAAACUCACCGAUGUGUGAGCGGUGUAACCGUCGCACUGAGACCACAAAAAGACUGACCAUCCAAAGGUUCCCUAGAAUCCUCGUAAUGCACUUAAAUCGAUUUACCAUGUCAAGGUACUCAAUCUCAAAGAGCACAGUACCAGUUUCCUUCCCCCUAAAUGGGCUGGAUUUAGGGCCAUUUGGACCUGUUGGCUGCGGUCCAGUGCUGUACGAUCUUUAUGCAGUAUGCAGUCAUUCUGGCACAGUAAAUAUGGGACACUACACGGCUGCAUGUCGGGAGGAGGAGGGCUGGUGCUACUAUAAUGACUCAUGUGUUGCUGAAAUAACAGAGGAAAAGCUUCAGUCCAAUCAGGCAUAUGUUCUCUUCUAUGAGCUCAAAAGCUUCAAUAUCACCAGGAAAUGAGGGCAGAGAAUGUAUUUUGAGACUUCAGUGAUUAUUUGGCAAAUUUCAGAUACCACAGAAAAAAAGUUGCACUGUGAUGUUGGGAGAAAGUGAAUGAGCUCGAAAACUGGUCAUUUUACAUAAUUGUUCAAUUUCAUUGUAAAUUCGUGUUACUGGGGUAUUUUUACUACACUAAACAAUGUGUUUUAUUAACUUU
Sinocyclocheilus anshuiensis is the source of this 1619-nucleotide messenger RNA. RefSeq names its product ubiquitin carboxyl-terminal hydrolase 21-like. Gene Ontology annotation, molecular function: cysteine-type deubiquitinase activity. The coding region runs from base 206 to 1423 and encodes 405 amino acids. NCBI's taxonomy places the organism in Eukaryota, Metazoa, Chordata, Actinopteri, Cypriniformes, Cyprinidae. The record is from RefSeq and is a predicted model, not a curated record. Gene Ontology annotation, biological process: protein deubiquitination. The transcript is spliced from 13 exons.